AGCGAUCUCCGAGCGAGGCAGCAAGAUGGACGCGGGAUUCUUCCGCGGAACAAGUGCAGAACAGGAUAAUCGGUUCAGCAACAAACAGAAGAAGCUACUGAAGCAGCUGAAAUUUGCAGAAUGCCUAGAAAAAAAGGUGGACAUGAGCAAAGUAAAUUUGGAGGUUAUAAAGCCUUGGAUAACAAAACGAGUAACGGAAAUCCUUGGGUUUGAAGAUGAUGUUGUGAUUGAGUUUAUAUUCAACCAGCUGGAAGUGAAGGCCUGAACCAAAAUGGAAGUUAUUCCUUGCGUCUGAAGUAUAGCACCAUCACCUUAUUAGGUCACAGCAGAGUGAGUGUCCCAAUGUCGCUCUGACCCAACUCCCUUGAUGAUGCAGUGUGUGUUUGGAGGUGAGUUGUGUAAAGUGGCCGAACAUCAACAACAACAACAACAACAAAAAAACACAAACAGGAAAGAGCAAUUGGGUAAAUCUAUACACUGCUCUUUAAAAAAUACUAUUAUGAGAUGGACGUUUAUGUGAAGCAUGAGGGGCAAUUCUGAUUUGAUUGGAUAUUGUUUUUAAAAUAAUCAAGUAACUGAAGUCUUUAGUUGUAGCUGCAUGUCAGCUAGUCAUCAAUUAACAUUUUAGGCACAGACUUUUUUGUUUACAUUAUGCUUAAACUUCAGACUGAAAUAAAUUGGCAGCAUUAUUAGAACCAGUUAAUAUAGUUAUUUCCUUUUUUCAUUCGUGAGAUAAUAUGAGAUGAUGAUAGAAUUGAUGUUUUGAAACCGUUUUAUUAUAAGAUAGUUUGUUAUUUUGCCACAACAACCCAAGGGAUAGUAAGAUGUACCAUAUGACCUUUUGGCAAAUAUACCAAUGUGAAUUUACCUUUACGUUAAUCCUUUUCCCAAAGAGUUCGCCCUUGUGUUUUGACAGAACAGUUGGCAUUUCAACUGAUAAGGUAUUUCUAUUUUUAAAAUAAUUUGGUAAUUACAUUUUGUUUUGAAUAUUUUUAAAGAUUAAUUUUAAGAAAGCACUUCCUUUGAAAUGUAUACAUUUUACUUAGAAAACAGGAACGUGGGAAACCAUUUUUAAAAUGAUGAUUAAAGAUAGAUUUUAUUGGAGAAAUGCUUUACUGAUUUGUAUUUUAGUGCUUUUUUAAAACCUAAGUAUCUGGUAGUAUUCCCCUUGUAGUGAGCAUGAGAUUAAAGUUUAGAACUUUUUUAAACAAUCUUCUCUUUUUUUGUGGUUGUGUACUCAUUAUUGCUUGUUCGUCUUUUGCAAUUUAGAUAAAUGAUAUAACAUUAAACUCAAGGUGGUUGAGUUGCAGUAGGGAGUCGGAAGCAAGCCAAGGGAACAUCUUUCUCUACAGGGGACUUGGCGAUUCCAAACCCCCAAGGUUCCAAGAAGAAACUGAAGACACCUGGAAUCUGUACUUGCUUUGUGCUAUUGAGCUGUGCUUGUUAUAUGGACCUUGUUGCUUGACCAACAGAUUUAGCAUUUAAAAACCCAGUUACUUUUGAGAAAACUUGACCUCUUAGCCCUUUGUGGACAGUUGAGAAUUUGAGGCAUUGUUAUAAUAGAUUUUCCUUAUAUAGAAUUCAGCCUUUCAGCUUAGUCUUCAAAAGUUACAGAGUGCAUGCAUAACUUGUUAGUUUUCAUAACUGGACGGUAGAUAUUUUAUAGAAAGCUAUCUUACAGUGUUAGAGAAGUGAACAGUUUAUGUACUUUUUCAGUUUCUCUUUGGGGGAAAAUUCCCAGGCAAGCAAACAUUUUCUUUAUUAGUAAAUGCAGGAAUUUGUGGAUGUUCAUGAUGGUUUUUAAAGUUAAUAAAUGUAAGUAAGGCCCACUAACAGCCACAUAGUCUAAAAAUACUUACGAAAUCCACAAAGGAUUAACAGGCUGCUCUGAUGCUUUUGGUAGAGUGAGAGAGAAUUUGGUAAUCUGUGCUAGAGAUUAUAUUGCUGAGAAACUAUUAGGGAAAACUAUUUUUUAAGUAGUAAAGAAUAUAUAUGUAUUUAAGCCCCUAUGGUAGACUUAAAAAAUACUAAUUUAAUGAGUUUUAGGUUGGUUUGGUUGGCUUGUUUUGAAGUAACCUGUUUCUCUUCCUGUCAUGUCUUUUUGCAGAAUCCAGACUCCAAAAUGAUGCAAAUCAACCUGACUGGGUUUUUGAAUGGAAAAAAUGCUAGAGAAUUUAUGGGAGAACUGUGGCCCCUGCUCUUAAGUGCACAAGAAAACAUCGCUGGAAUCCCUUCCGCUUUUCUAGAACUGAAGAAAGAAGAAAUAAAACAGAGACAAAUUGAACAAGAAAAGUUGGCAUCUAUGAAAAAGCAAGAUGAAGACAAGGAUAAGAGGGAUAAGGAAGAAAAAGAAAGCAGCAGAGAAAAAAGGGAAAGGUCUCGAAGCCCAAGAAGACGCAAAUCCAGAUCUCCUUCCCCUAGAAGACGAUCUUCCCCUGUCAGGAGAGAGAGAAAGCGCAGUCAUUCUCGAUCUCCCCGUCACAGAACCAAGAGCCGGAGUCCUUCCCCUGCUCCGGAAAAGAAGGAAAAAACUCCAGAGCUCCCAGAACCAUCAGUGAAAGUAAAAGAACCUUCAGUACAAGAGGCCACUUCUACUAGUGACAUCCUGAAGGUUCCCAAACCUGAACCUGUACCAGAGCCUAAAGAACCUUCUCCAGAGAAAAAUUCCAAAAAAGAAAAGGAGAAGGAGAAGACCCGACCAAGAUCACGGUCACGUUCCAAAUCAAGAUCCCGGACACGGUCUCGCUCUCCUUCUCAUACUCGACCUAGACGGCGUCAUAGAUCCCGAUCAAGAUCAUACUCACCUAGAAGGAGGCCAAGUCCGAGAAGGCGGCCAUCUCCUCGAAGAAGAACCCCACCAAGACGAAUGCCACCUCCACCCAGGCAUAGAAGGAGUAGAUCUCCAGUGAGACGGUGAGGGCUUUC
Molecule: messenger RNA, 2925 nt
Organism: Leptonychotes weddellii (Weddell seal)
Lineage: Eukaryota; Metazoa; Chordata; Mammalia; Carnivora; Phocidae
Source: RefSeq, a predicted model, not a curated record